Neurospora tetraspora is the source of this 1572-nucleotide messenger RNA. RefSeq names its product ribosomal L27 protein-domain-containing protein. The transcript has 3 exons. The record is from RefSeq and is a predicted model, not a curated record. Gene Ontology annotation, biological process: translation. Lineage: Eukaryota; Fungi; Ascomycota; Sordariomycetes; Sordariales; Sordariaceae. Gene Ontology annotation, molecular function: structural constituent of ribosome. Bases 1 to 1572 code for a protein of 523 amino acids. Gene Ontology annotation, cellular component: mitochondrial large ribosomal subunit; ribosome.
AUGAAAGGAAGUCCCGCCACAUACCCAAAGUAUCAGGACACAAAUACUUGUCGCAAUGCGCCCGCUGGUAAUUCGCCUGGUAAAUCGACGGGUCGCUGGGCACAUUCGGGUGCUGUUGCUGGCCGUGGCCGCGGUGCUGGUGCUGUUCUUGUUGGUGACCGUGCCCGUGUCCGCCGAACAUUUGCACAGCUGCGGCAGCCUUUGACGAGGGCUGCUGCCAACAGCUGCCACUCCGUCUGCCGGUUACCCACCACCCACUCCUCCGUCUCGGCGACCGCAAUCCUCUCCGAGCAGUUCGCCCACCUCCGCAUCGGCCCAACAAGUAGCAAUGUUGCCGUCCAGGGUCGCCGUUAUGCCAGUGUCAAGUCCCAGGGUGCCUACAAGCUCAAGCCCAAGAAGACGAUCCCCAAGAAGCUCGGCGCAAAGAAGACGGGUGACCAGUACGUAAUCCCCGGCAACAUCAUCUACAAGCAGCGCGGCACACUAUGGCACCCCGGCGAGAACACCAUCAUGGGCCGCGACCACACCAUCCACGCCGCCGUCGCCGGCUACGUCAAGUACUACCGUGACCCCCAGCGCCACCCGGACCGUCAGUACAUCGGCGUCGUCUUCAACCGCAACGACAAGCUCCCUUACCCCCAGGACGCCCCGCGCAAGCGCAAGCUCGGCCUCGUCGCCAUGCCCCGCAAGGUCGAAGAGGUCGAGAAGCCCACCGUGUCCGCCUCCGGCCUUCCCCUCUGGGUCACCCGCCACGAGACCAUCGAGAUCCCCCCACCAGCAGUGACGACGCCCGCUGCCGCCGGCAAGGAAGUCAAGGGCAAGGGCGCCCGCGUAACAGCCUCCGGCGCCGCCGCCGUCCCUGCCUCCAGCAGCAGCACCAUCUCCGCCUCCUCGUCAAACAACGGCGGCUCCUCCGUCAUCGCCGAACUCAUCAAGGAAAAGCUCGCCGCCCGCGCCGAGUACAACGCGCGACAAUCGGCUCUGCGCAAGCUGCAGCAGCAAAAGAUGCUCGCGCGCCGCGGCACGCGCGUCCUGCGCCUGAUGAACAACUACUCGUACCGCGAGACCAACUGGGAGAUUGGUCGCUUGAUCGGCGACCCCGGUUCCGUGCCCGGUACCGAGAAGAUCGGCAGCAGAAAGGCCAAGUUCCGCGCGCGCAGGAGGAGAAGAAACACUUUCUUGCUCGGCAUCAAGGAGCGGAAGCUGGCCAAGGCGGACAGACGCGAGGAGUACAGGAGACGUGUGCGCGAGAAGAGGGAGCAGAGGUUGGUGCAGAGGCAAGAGUUUUUGGCGAAGCAGAGGGAGGCCAAGAAGGCUAGGGAGGCCAAGGAGGGUGGUGCUGCUGAGAAGGUUGAGAAGAAGGAGGUGAAGGCUGAGAAGCCUGCUGCUGCCCCCAAGGUUGAGGAGAAGAAGGCUGAGAAGCCCAAGGCUCCCGAGGUCAAGAAGGAGAGCAAGCCCAAGGUUGAGGAGAAGAAGCCUGCUGCUGCUGCUGCUGCUGAGAAGCCCAAGGCUGAGGAGAAGAAGAAGGCUGCUGAGCCCAAAAAGGACUCCAAGACCGAGAAGAAGGAGUAA